Messenger RNA from Propithecus coquereli (Coquerel's sifaka), 2868 nucleotides. RefSeq names its product ZFP90 zinc finger protein (gene ZFP90). Bases 290 to 2200 code for a protein of 636 amino acids. Lineage: Eukaryota; Metazoa; Chordata; Mammalia; Primates; Indriidae. Gene Ontology annotation, cellular component: nucleus. Gene Ontology annotation, biological process: regulation of transcription by RNA polymerase II. Gene Ontology annotation, molecular function: RNA polymerase II cis-regulatory region sequence-specific DNA binding; DNA-binding transcription activator activity, RNA polymerase II-specific. The transcript has 5 exons. The record is from RefSeq and is a predicted model, not a curated record.
GGCCCUCUGGGAAGUGUAGUUCGCGCACACGCCGCGGGCCCGGCGUUGCGGGGAGCGAGCCUCCGCGCGCGCAGGCGCACUUCCGGCUCUGCUCAGCCUCUGCGGCCAUUGUCCGGCCCCUGUGCAGCUGAGACCGCUUUGGGCAGCCCAAAAGCAGAUCAGAGUCGGAGAGAACCAAGCCUGCAGCGGGGGCGGGAGGAGCCGGGGUGGGCCGGAGGUCAAGAAAUCCGGACCCCGCCCCGCCCCCGAAAGCGCCCCUGUCCGGGAGCCGGGCCUUGGCGAGGCAAGAAUGGCCCCGAGACCGCCGACGGCUGCGCCUCAGGAAUCAGUGACAUUCAAAGAUGUGUCUGUGGACUUCACCCAGGAAGAAUGGCACCACAUCGACCCUGCUCAGAGGAGAUUAUACAGGGAUGUGAUGCUGGAGAACUACAGCCACCUGGUUUCUGUUGGAUAUCAAGUUUCCAAGCCAGAGGUGAUCUUCAAAUUGGAGCAAGGAGAAGAGCCAUGGAUAUCAGAGGGAGAAAUCCAAAGACCUUUCUGUCCAGACUGGAAGAUCAGGCCUGAAGCCAAAUCAUCGUAUCUGCCGCAGAAUGUAUCAGAAGUAUCCCAUAGCACAGAUAAUCUCUCACAUGCCACAUUAGAAGACUCCUGGGAUGUUGACAGCCAGUUAGAGAGGCACCAGGAAAACUGGAAGAGACAUCUGGGGCCAGAGACACCCACCCAGAAGAAAAUAAUCACACCACAAGAAAGUUUUGAGCAAAAUAAAUUUGGUGAAAACUCUAGAUUGAACACAGACCUUGUUACACAACUGAACAUUCCUUUUAGAAUAGGACUUAGUGAAUGUGAGACACUUGGAAGCAAUUUGGGACAUAAUUCAGACUUACUUAACCAGAGCAAUAUCCUUGCAAAAAAGAAACCCUUUAAAUGUAAUAAAUGUAGAAAAGCCUUUAUUCAUAGAUCAUCACUUACUAAACAUGAGAAAACUCACAAAGGAGAGGGAGCUUUCCCCAAUGGUACAGAUCAGGGAAUUUAUCCUGGAAAGAAACACCAUGAAUGUACUGACUGUGGGAAAACCUUCCUCUGGAAGACACAGCUUACUGAGCAUCAGAGAAUUCACACUGGGGAGAAACCCUUUGAAUGUAAUGUGUGUGGAAAGGCCUUCAGGCAUAGCUCAUCCCUUGGUCAACAUGAGAACGCUCACACAGGAGAGAAACCCUAUCAGUGCAGUCUCUGUGGGAAAGCCUUCCAGCGCAGCUCCUCCCUUGUUCAACACCAGAGAAUUCACACCGGAGAGAAGCCCUAUCGAUGUAACCUAUGUGGGAGGUCCUUCAGGCAUGGAACAUCCCUCACUCAACACGAGGUCACACAUAGUGGAGAGAAGCCCUUCCAAUGUAAAGAAUGUGGGAAAGCCUUCAGUCGAUGUUCUUCCCUAGUCCAACAUGAGAGGACUCAUACUGGCGAGAAACCUUUUGAAUGUAGCAUAUGUGGGAGGGCUUUUGGUCAAAGCCCAUCCCUUUAUAAACAUAUGAGGAUUCAUAAGAGAGGCAAACCUUACCAAAGCAAUAACUACAGCAUAGAUUUCAAGCAUAGCUUAUCACUUACACAAGAUGAAAGCACUCUAACUGAGGUGAAAUCCUAUCAUUGUAAUGACUGUGGGGAAGACUUCAGUCACAUUACAGACUUUACUGACCAUCAGAGGAUUCAUUCUGGAGAGAACCCCUAUGACUGUGAGCAGGCCUUUAGUCAACAACCUAUUUCUCAUCCUGGGGAGAAACCAUAUCAAUGUAAUGUAUGUGGAAAAGCUUUCAAAAGGAGUACAAGUUUCAUAGAGCAUCACAGAAUUCAUACUGGAGAAAAACCCUAUGAAUGUAAUGAGUGUGGAGAAGCCUUCAGUCGACGCUCAUCGCUUACUCAACAUGAGAGAACCCACACCGGAGAGAAACCCUAUGAAUGUAUAGACUGUGGAAAAGCCUUCAGUCAAAGUUCAUCUCUUAUUCAGCAUGAGAGAACUCAUACCGGAGAGAAACCCUAUGAAUGUAAUGAAUGUGGACGAGCCUUCCGAAAGAAAACCAACCUGCAUGAUCAUCAGAGAAUUCAUACUGGAGAAAAACCCUAUUCUUGUAAAGAAUGUGGGAAAAACUUUAGCCGAAGCUCAGCUCUUACUAAACACCAGAGGAUUCAUGCACGAAAUAAACUUUAGAAACUCUGAAAUUGAAGGUGCAGAACACUUUAGCUAAAAUACUGUUCUGAUUCAGUAUCAGAGGAUUCUUACUAGACAGGAAGCUUGAGAAUGUCAGUCGUGUGUGUGUUUAUGUUGUGUGUGGAGAAAACUCUGUGCCAGUCAACAGAAUUUUGUUUAAUAAAUAAAAGCCACAUUCUCAGAUCUAAUUACAGAAUGUUGUAAAACAACUACAAACACCAUAUGUAGCCAGUUGGAAAUGAUAUGCCUAUAUAUUGAACUUUAUAAAGUUUUUGAAUAUAUGCAGGAGAUCACCAAGUUUCAACAGCUUGACUUGUAACUCCCACUGUUGACAGCCUUUUAAAAACAUAAAACUCCUGCUAUAAUAACCGACUCUUAUUUUAAAAUUGUUUGGCAACUGCACUCAAUUGCAGCUCUUACAUUAACUUCACCAUGGAAACUAAUUCCACCUCCCGGAAUUCACCAUUCAAAGAAUUAGGUCAACUAGCUCAACCACUUCAUUGUACAGAUGAAGAUACUAAAAACCAAAGAUGUGAAGUGGUUUGCACAGUGUGAUACAACCUAAAUGACAAAGCUGGAUUGAGAAUUCAGGUUUCCUGGAUCUUUGGCUCCAUGGCCUUGCCACUGAAAAGGUAUUUUGGAAUUCAGAGGGCUUUAAAAUAAUUUUU